Messenger RNA from Toxorhynchites rutilus septentrionalis, 2042 nucleotides. Its product is annotated as lamin Dm0-like. Lineage: Eukaryota; Metazoa; Arthropoda; Insecta; Diptera; Culicidae. The coding region runs from base 232 to 1923 and encodes 563 amino acids. The record is from RefSeq and is a predicted model, not a curated record. The transcript has 2 exons.
UUUGGGCAUUGGAGCCAUCUCAGUUUCAACGCGUUCAUGGAAGCAUUCACAGUGAAUGGAUGGUUUUGUAAGAGCUGCGAGUUUUUAACUUAAUUACCGCUCGAGAAUCAAAAUUAUCGUUGACGAGUCGUACUGAAUAUUUUUGUCGUCCGCAGCAAACUGUUGCGAACUGAAGCAUACGCGGUGAGGAGGACCGUUUGUCCUUGAUUUGCAGCCAGCCGAAGAAACAAAAUGUCUCAACGACCGAAAAGAAAUGCUAACCCAGCGGCGACAUCCGGCGCGCAGUCGGUGUCGUCCGCGGCUUCCACCGCGUCCACAACUUCCAGCCGAUCAGAGAUACCGGAAUCACCGCUUAGCCCUUCCCGACGGAGCCGACUGCACGAAAAGAACAGCCUGAUGAAUCUGAACGAUCGACUGGCCUGUUACAUCGAACGGGUCCGGUUUUUGGAACAGGAAAACUCCCGAUUGUCGAUGGAGAUGAACGCCUAUCAGGAUACUGCGAAACGCGAAGCGGAAAGUCUAAAGGCGAUUUAUGAGGGUGAGCUGACGGACGCAAGGAAGCUGCUGGACGAGACGGCACGAGAGCGGGCGAGGGUGGAAAUCGACGCGAAGCGGUAUUGGGAAGAGAAUGAUCAGUUGAGGAUGAAAUUGAACAAGAAAACUAAGGAACUAAGUGAGUUGGAGAAGGAAGCGCGGACGAGUGAAGCGAGAUGUGUUGAGCUGACAGCAAAUUACAACAGUGUCUGUUCGGAACGUAAGAAGCUACAGGAUGAACUGAGAGAGGCCGAUAAAGAGGCAUCCAAGCUUCGGAAAACUUUCGAAAACAUGCGUAAAGAUCUGGAAAACGAAACCCUGGUCAGAGUGGACUUGGAGAAUAACAUUCAGAGUUUACGGGAAGAGUUGACGUUCAAGGAGCAGGUUCACAGUCAACAGCUGGCGGAAAGUAAGGUGCGACGGCAAACGGAAAUAAGUGAAAUUGAUGGUUUUCUCAUGGAACAAUAUGAGACGAAGCUCCAACAAACGCUACAAGAGCUGCGAGAACAAUACGACGCUCAGCUGCGCAUGAAUCGGGACGAAAUAUCCGAACUGUACGAUGCGAGAAUCCGCAGCUUGGAAAGUCGCCUCACCGAUGAACGCAUUCAGCAUGAUGAGGAGCGGCAAAAACUCGAGAAAGAAAUUGGACGAAUGCGCGAUCAGAUGUCUGUGCAGAUCAAAGAAUACCAGGAUCUCAUGGAUAUUAAAAUCUCACUCGACAUGGAAAUUGCCGCGUACGACAAGCUUCUUUCUUCCGAAGAAACUCGCCUCAACAUAACUCCAAGUAUAAACAGCACUUCCGCAACGGCUACCGCGUUGAGUACCUCUUCGCGCUUAUUCUGUACGCCUUCACUCAAACGGAAGCGGAAUGUGCUCGACGAUUCGCUGGACUAUUCCAUCACCUCAUCCGCUAAAGGCGAUCUCGAGAUAGCGGAGUGCGAUCCGGACGGAAAGUUCAUCAAGCUGAGGAACAAAUCAAAAAAGUCCGAAAAGCUUGAAGAAUUCCAGCUCAUUCGUCGAACGGAACAUUCCGACACCGUUUAUAAGUUUUCGAAAGGUGUCAAAAUAGAGGGAAGCACCACCAUCACCAUCUGGUCGGAUUCGGCUGGUAAGAAAGCGGAUUCCCCAUCGUGUGCGGUUAUGAAGGGUCAAUCUUGGGCAACGGGAGAUAACAUGAUCACAGUGUUGCUCAACGCGGAAGGACAGGAAGUGGCACAUGUGGAGCGGGUGAAAAUGAAGGCGGCAAAUGUUUCUGGCCAUAAGGAUAAAUAUUUCAUCGAAGAAAGUGGAACACGACUUGGGGUGAAUGCUUCUUCUGUCAAACCAUCGAAGAAUGAGAGAAGUGCCGUGGAAGGGACCAAAACUGAUGAACAGUGUGCUAUAAUGUAGCGAAAUGAUAUUAACGCAUUGUGUUUGAGUUUAUUUCUUUCAUUGAAGUGUAUAGCUUUUUUUUUGAAUAUCUACGUAGAUUGUAGGAAAAUAUAGAAAUAUGCAUCACUGGUUCGAAA